This is a messenger RNA of Thamnophis elegans (Western terrestrial garter snake), 2366 nucleotides long. RefSeq names its product phosphatidylinositol transfer protein beta (gene PITPNB). The transcript has 11 exons. The record is from RefSeq and is a predicted model, not a curated record. Gene Ontology annotation, molecular function: phosphatidylinositol transfer activity; phosphatidylcholine intramembrane carrier activity; phosphatidylcholine binding. Bases 73 to 888 code for a protein of 271 amino acids. Lineage: Eukaryota; Metazoa; Chordata; Lepidosauria; Squamata; Natricidae. Gene Ontology annotation, biological process: phospholipid transport. Gene Ontology annotation, cellular component: cytoplasm.
GUGCCUCGCGCUGUGUCCUAUGGGUAGGCGGCCCCGGCAGCGCAUGCGCGUUGGGCUGCUGCCUGCGGGAAAAUGGUGCUCAUCAAGGAAUUCCGCGUGGUCUUGCCCUGCUCGGUGCAGGAGUACCAGGUCGGACAGCUGUACUCCGUGGCCGAAGCCAGCAAGAACGAGACGGGAGGCGGAGAAGGCAUCCAGGUCUUGACCAACGAGCCCUAUGAGAAGGACGGGGAAAAGGGCCAGUACACGCACAAGAUCUACCACCUGAAGAGCAAAGUGCCUGGCUUUGUGCGGAUGUUUGCUCCAGAAGGCUCCCUAGUAUUUCACGAAAAAGCCUGGAAUGCCUAUCCUUACUGUAGAACAGUCGUGACGAAUGAAUACAUGAAAGAGGAUUUUUUUAUCAAAAUUGAGACUUGGCAUAAGCCUGACUUGGGCACGUCGGACAAUGUCCAUGACUUGGAUCCCAAUACAUGGAAAAAUGUGGAAGUUGUCCAUAUUGAUAUAGCAGACAGAAACCAAGUGGAGCCUGGAGACUACAAAGCUGAUGAAGACCCUGCCUUGUUCCAGUCGGUCAAGACCAAAAGAGGCCCUUUGGGGACUGACUGGAAGAAGGAGUUGGCAGCCGCUGAAGAUUGUCCCAAGAUGUGUGCUUACAAGCUGGUGACCAUCAAGUUUAAGUGGUGGGGCUUGCAGAAUAAAAUUGAAAACUUCAUUCAGAAGCAAGAAAAGAGGAUAUUCACCAACUUCCAUCGGCAGCUUUUCUGCUGGAUUGACCGAUGGAUUGACCUGACGAUGGAAGACAUCCGGCGAAUGGAGGAUGAAACCCAAAGAGAGCUGGAGGCGAUGCGUAAGAAGGGUUGUGUCCGAGGAACAUUGGCUGCCAGCGCCUAGAGGAAGCCCUCGGUAGGGUCAGAGGCAGGCAAAUAAUCCCACUAUGUAAGUGACCGCCCUCUUCUGGUAAAGAAACGCAGGUUUUGGUAAUGUCCGUAUUGGCUCCCGCUGGUCGUGGGCUCUUUCUCACUCUCUCUCCCCCCCCCCCCCACCCCUGUUUUUCGUUGUGGGGCAGAGCUCUCAGUGUUGCCUAAGAGUCUCCCAACUUGCUCCUUUCCCAAAUCCGGCAGUUUGAGGUUUGGAUUCAGAAUUAGGCUCCCGAGCAGUGGGGCUCCCUGAUUCACACAGCAGUUUGUGAGCAGGAGAAGGAGCAUCCUUUGGCAACCUCGUGGUUUAACUGGGGGGAAAGGCUGGUUAUUUCUUGCGGCUUUCAUUUUUUCCUUCUUUGUCACCUGUGUCAGAACACAUUGCUGUAAUCUAGACGGGUUUUCUCAGGCUGGCCCUGGCAGAAGUAAUUCCAAGUAAGUUCAAGGACAGCCUCUUCCUAAAUAAGUAAGCACCUGCAAAGCCCCGUCUUCUGUCCUUUCCUCCUCCUCCUCCUCCUCCUCCUCCUCUCCCCCCAAACAUCCCUCCAGGCUCUGCCACGUCCAGCAUUGCUGCUGCUGCUGCUGCUUGCAGCCUCAGUUCACUCCUCUCUGCUCGAAUUGCUACCCGGGUCAUAUCACAAUAUUUCUUUUAGGAGGAGGCCGGAGCUGCUGAUGGUCGCAUAUCUUCAGGCAAAGGCUCUGCCAGGAGAAAUGGGCAAAAUAAUCUCUAAUUCUUUCAUUUAAUCCUCUUUUAUUUGAGAGCCACCACUGAAAGUGAUUGAUCUUUCUCCCCCUCCCCCAGCUGCGCAAUCAAGGAGAAGUAAGAGGGACAAGUGCGGCUAAUGACGAAUGAAGAAAAGCAUCUGGUGUCACGAUCCACCCUUGCGGUGUGAGUGGGUGCACAGUUCUUUACACAUUUGUGCAUGCAUGCACACAGAAACAUGUACACAUACACACUGGGUGCACCCUCGUACUGAGCCGCUGCUCCAAGGCACCGGGAUUUCCCCAAGAGGCCCUGCCUUUCUGCUGUAUAUCCAAAGCUAAUUAAGCCCAACCAGUGUCAAUUAAUGGAAGAAGAGAAUGAAUUAUAUCAAUUGGAACAUUUUGAAACUACAGAUGCCGGACCAAUUUACUAUAUCUUUUAUAAUAUACACGAGAGAUUCUCCUUGCUAAGACUCAGUUAUUCCUGUUUAGAUUGUUAGAUGUGCAUCAGCAAUUAAUUUUCCAAUUUGUUUGGUUCAUUCAUGAUUUGGUAUAGACAUUCUGAAUGUAUUUAAAGAUAUUUAUUUCUGAAUUAUCUCUUGAAAUCGGAUCAUUUCUACUAGUAAGGAUCAAUUUCUUGCUAUUAAGUUUUGUUUUUUUACAACAAAACAUUUUCACCCAUUUGCUGCGAAGAGAUCUAUUUUAUUGGAGUUUUGUAUAUAAAGAGCUGAGGGUUUCUUCAUUAGAAUU